AUGUUCAGUGUCAGGGUCUUCCUACAAAAAAUCCUGAUUCUUCUGCACAUUACUACAUGUGUUGUCAUUGGCAAAACGCUGAUGAUACUGUUCCCCAAUGCCAUGAAAAGGUACAUCCUAAAACAGGGUGAAAAGAGCAGAAUGAAUGAGAAUCCAAAGUUCAGCUAUGAAAACUGGGGUCCGACGUUUUUCAGCUUCAAGUAUUUGCUCUUCGUGCUGAAGGUGAAGUGGAAGAGGCUGGAGGAUGAAGCUUACGAGGGACAUCCCGCUCCCAACACACCGGUGGUGACUUUCAGCGGGGAAGUUCAUCACCUCUUGGAUUUCAUGCAAGGUAGCCGACCUUUAGUCCUGAAUUUUGGAAGCUGCACCUGACCUUCGUUUAUGAUAAAAUUUGAUGAGUUCAACAAGCUCAUCAAAGAUUUCAGCUCUAUAGCAGAUUUUCUUAUCAUCUACAUCGAAGAAGCUCAUGCAGUAGAUGGAUGGGCUUUUAAAAACAAUAUUGUUAUUAAAAAUCACAGAAGCCUUGAAGAUCGAAAAAUUGCAGCACAAUUUCUUCAGAAAAAUAAUCCUUUAUGUCCAGUGGUUUUAGACACUAUGGAAAACCUGAGCAGUUCAAAAUACGCUGCAUUGCCAGAACGACUGUAUCUACUUCAAGAAGGGAAGGUCAUCUACAAGGGAGGAGUGGGGCCUUGGAAUUACCACCCCCAGGAAAUACGCGCCAUCCUAGAAAAAUUGAAAUAG
Molecule: messenger RNA, 741 nt
Organism: Phaethon lepturus (White-tailed tropicbird)
Lineage: Eukaryota; Metazoa; Chordata; Aves; Phaethontiformes; Phaethontidae
Gene: DIO1
Product: deiodinase, iodothyronine, type I
Exons: 4
Molecular function (GO): thyroxine 5'-deiodinase activity
Source: RefSeq, a predicted model, not a curated record